AUGUCGUACGAUAUCAGCAGUUACAUCAAUACAGGUGUAAACCCGCCUGCCUUUGCAAGCAGCAGCAACAAUAGCAGUCCAAACAUGAUGGACAACAACAACGAAGUUAGCAACAACAACAGCAACAACAGCAAUAACAACAACAGCAACAACAGCAACAACAACAACGUUACUACAAACGCCCUGCAAUCUGCAAAACAACAGCAACUAAAACAACAAGAACAACUCAGAAGGCUUGUGGUUACGGAAGAAGAACAGCGACAAAAGAGAAUCGAAGCACAAACGGCAAUGGAACGCUAUCGGGCGUAUUUGAAAAAACAAGCAUCCAUGGAACAACAAGUGUAUCAAACCUUGGAAGCGCAGCAAGACGAUGAUAAAGGUCAAGAUGGACAGGGUCAAGAUGGACUGCAGCAACCGCAAAGCCGAGUGCAGCCUUUGCCUCAUCGUCACUACUCUCAACAGAGGCAACAAAUAAGGCAACAAAAGCAGCAGCAGGACAACGACAACGACAACAACACCAACAACAAUAAUAAUAAUAAUAAUCCUCCACCUUUGAUUGAGGUUGUACGCAACGCAACGAAGCCAAUCAUAAUAUCGCAACCGAAUGCUUCCAAUAAUAAUAAACAACAACAACAACGGCAACAACAACGAGAAAGUGCAAUGUCCACUGUCAGUGCGAGAAACGGAAACGAAAACAACACCGACAUCAGCAACAACAUCGACAUCAACAGUCCCAAUUUAUCACCCAGUGGCCUUCCAGAAUCUCAUCAACCCAGCAGGGGAAGUAAGAUUGCUCGAGUGGAUUUUUCAGGAAGUAUUACCAAUGGAGACAAUGAAGAAGUUAUUGAUCCGGCAACGAUUUGGCAAGCCUUUGCGUCUGCUAGUGAUACUGGUUACACUGCUAGUGGCGGUGGAGGUGGAGGUGGAGGUGUUGAUUUGGUGAAGGAUGAUGAGAAAAAGAAAAGGAAUGCCUCCGUGAUGCAAGCCAUGACGACCACAACAACAACAACAACAACAAUGCCGUCACUACCAACAGCAUUAUUCAUACCACCAACGAGACCAGCACCUCGAGCGGUACCACCACGUCCGGACAGUAGUAGUGGAGGUGCAUCAAGAACUAGUACUGCCCCCCACAACACGACGACCGCUCCCCAAACCAUGAGGAAUGCACCCAAUACAAAAACGACGACGUCCAUGACGUCCACAUCCUUCAAUCCAGACACACUUGUCAGUGUCCAUGGCAACAAGAACAUUUCUAGUUUUGGAAAGACUCCUACUUUGUCCAUGUUUUAUCCAUCGCCUGCACGAUCCACCAAUAGCAGUAGUAGUAACAAGGUUGAGACUCGUCCUACUACUACUACAACUACUACCACCAUUGAGAAGAAUGAGAAUACUAUUGAUGCUCCGACGGUCCAGCAUCAAUCCACAGCGGCGGCAAAUAAGAAUACACGAAGUUAUCAAAUCGAUCAGCAACAACAGCAACAGCAACAACAGGAACAGCAACAGCAACAGCAACAGCAACAGCAACAGCAACAAGCUUUAUUCCCUCAAGAGCAACAAUUCCAGCAACAACAACAGCAGCAGAAGCAGCAGAAGCAGCAGCACUUUCAAGAGCAGUUGCAACAGCAGCAGCAACAUCAACAACAACAACAACAACAACAACAACAACAACUAUUCCAGUUCCAAUCGAUACCAUCUCCUGCACCCACUCAAUUGCCACAACAAUUACUUCAAGUACCUUCCACCAAGCGUAGACCAGCAAAGGAUCCAGUGCGAUUUGCAACGACGGAAGAAUCUCCACCUUUGAAUUCUUCUUCUGCUGCUGCUGCUGCUACUACUAGUAGUAGUGGUGCUUUUUCUCCGCGACCACCACGACCACCACCUCCACCUCCACCAUCAUCAUCACGACAAGCCGGUAGUGAUCCAAAACCUCCUAUGACUUCCAUAUUGAAAAGUACUAAUACUCCAAAUACUAGUGGUGGUGGUGGUGGUGGUGGUGGUGGUGGAUCAUCAUCAUUAUCAAACAACAACAACAACAACAACAACACCAACAACAACACCACCAACAACAAAAAGUUUACUGGCGCGGCAAGCAUGAUUGUCCAAGAGCGCAAAAACGACAUGGAACAUCGACGUCCGGCACCACCACCACCGCCACCGGAUCCACCCAAAUUGACGUAUUGGGAGACCAAAUUGGAGUCGUUGCAAGAUUGGUGGAAGAAACCAGCGCAGUAUCGACCACUCAAGAUCUUGCAACUGAUAUUUGGAUUGUACAUUGUGAUUAUGAGUUUUACCUACACUGGAACCUUGGGCAAUGUUGGUGGCUUGGUGGACCCCAAAAGUGGGUGGAUCAUUGAUCCAUCCAGUGCCGAAAACACGGACAAGGGUGUCAUUUUGGUCAAUGGGGACUUUAGAGCAGUGGUGGCCGAAUCGACCUUUCAAAUGAUUGCCUUGGCGAUUAGUCGAUUGUCAGCAUUUACCAUGUAUCCAGCGCUUGUUGUGGUAUUCUUUUCCAAAUUCCGAGGCACCAUGAAUUUCUUGAGUUUCACCUACAUUGGACAGCUUUUCAUUGCCAGUGAUUUACAUGAUCUUCACGUCUAUUGUGGGCACUACAUUUUGAUUGAUGGUUGUAUCCACACCUUUUUCCAUACGCUUCGAUGGGCAGCUCAAGGGAAUCUAUAUUUGUUGUACAGCAAUCCUUCGGGAAUAUCGGGGCUCAUUGUGAUUCUGUCGACUCUAUUGAUUUGCCUUCCAAUGAUGUACGGAAAGAAAAAGGUGGUCUAUGAAAUUCGAAAAUUGGUCCAUUAUCUCUUUCUUGUCUUUGCACUGGCCAUGUGCUUUCACGUCCCAACUUCUGGGUUUCCAAAUGGUGGUUUUGCGCCCUACGUCUUUACGAUCCUACUUGUCUGGUGGUUCUUGGACAGCAUCUUUGUCCAGUGGUUCAUGACCGAAAAGAUUCAAUCGUCGCGGUUCUACGUUUUGCCAUCUGGUGUCCAACUCACCAUGGCGGUAUCUCAACGAUUUCAAUCUUGGGGAACUGGUGGCUACUGUUAUGUCUGUCUACCAUGGGUCAAUCCGUACCAGUGGCAUGCCUUUUCGUUGUUUGAAAAUCCUGCCGAUCCAUCCGAGCGACAAAUCUUUGUGCAAAAGUUGGGGAAUUGGACGACCCAAGUCCAUAGCAUGUUGGGACGAGAGACAUCACGACCAGUGUGGGUGGCAGGCCCCUUCACGUCGCCAUAUGGGCGUGCUGACAAUUUCGAUAAUCAAAUCCUUGUGGCGGGUGGUAUUGGUAUAACACCAGCCUUGUCCGUGAUUCGACAUCUCAAGGAUACCAGACGAUGCAACUUGAUCUGGUCCACCAGGGACCGUCACAUGCUGGAAUUUUUCAUCAAGCAUGCGGAUUUGAGUCAUCGAGGAUGGAAUUUGGUCUUUUACACGGGAAAGGAACAAUUGUUGGGGAUCGAAGACGUGGUGGUGACAGGGAGCGGGGCCACCAUUCACAUUAUUCGAGAACGUCCCAAGCUGCAUUACAUCAUUCCCAACAUUAUCUAUGGUAUCGAAUCGGCGACUUCCGUGCCGGAGCAGUUUAUUCCAGAUAACAAAAUUGUUGCAAUGGAACUCUUGCAGGAGAAAUUGACCGAGUUGGAAGCCGAACCAGACUUGGAUUCGCACGAAAAGCUGAGUGAAUUGGUGAACUAUUGUGACGAGCUUGGAUACUUGUUCAGUGACUUGAUAUCAACGCUUCCCAAUCACGAAGAGUUGACCAAGGCACCAACUCUGGCAUCUGUAGGCAACAAGAGCAAUCGAUCCGUUCUAGAUGCCAUUCUGAACUUCAAUGGCAAUACUAGUGAUGCGUCUGGUGGUGGUGUCGAUUCGGACGACGAUCGACGGAACAUGUUUGCCGGCUCCAGGGGUUCCAAGGGACGAGCCAGCAGUCGGAACAUGCUAAUCAAUGCAAGUCGAAGAAAGCUAGGUGGCUCUAGUCUUCGUCGAAGGCGUGUAUCCUUUGCAUCUUCAUCUAUUGGAGAUGAACGACGAUCAAGUGGUGGUGGUGGUGGUGGUGGAAGCAAAGGCAGAGAGUCCAUCACUACAAGCACAUGGUCUACUCUGGCUGCAUCCAUUCAGGUUGUCAAGACAAUGAAAGGUCUCGGGGGACUCGGAAGUCUAGGGGAAGAUAGUGAGGAGCUUGACCCAGAAACGGCCAUCAUGCCAAGCAUGUUUGACCAACUGGAUAUCCCGUUCAAGCCAUGGGAUUACAACAAAGAGGCGGAAGAAUAUGUGAAGAAAAUGGGGGACGAUGAAGUUAGCACAUGGGGUGUACUGUACUGUGGCGGGAAAUCACCUUUGUAUCGGGCAUUGAAGAAAGCUGCCCGAAAAGCAAACGUGGAAAUGCACGAAGAAUCCUUUGCGUGGUAG
Messenger RNA from Cylindrotheca closterium, 4416 nucleotides. NCBI's taxonomy places the organism in Eukaryota, Bacillariophyta, Bacillariophyceae, Bacillariales, Bacillariaceae. The record is from the annotation of a GenBank genome assembly.